AUGACAAAAGAACCCCCCCCCCCAGAUUUUGACGGCACAAUCUUCCUACAAGACACCGGCCACGUCCUAGUAGACAACCUAGGCUGCGGCGUAGCCUACCGCAACAAGCUCGAAGAACAAUUUAAAACUGGCGAGCGAUCCUUCCGCGACAUUUCAGACGACAUGUGGGGAUCCCUCAGCAUCCCCUUUGGCGACGGCUUCGACAUAAUGGAAAAGAACCUCGAACUCGACCCGGGCUUCCGCGAAUUCCACCAGUAUUGCGUCCGCGAGGGUUUCCCCUUCAACGUGAUCAGUGCAGGCCUAAAACCCGUUCUGCAGCGCACGCUGGAUAUCUUCCUCGGCGAGAAAGAGGCAUCAACAAUCGAAAUCGUCGCAAACGACCUAAAAGCACCAGGCGGAAUCCCGUGGAAACCCGUCUGGCGCGACAACACAGAUUCCGGCCACGACAAAGCCGAGAGCGUGAACCAAGCGCGCUCAAAAGCACAGGCAGAAUGCGAGCCCGACGAGAUCCCGCUGAUCGUAUUCAUCGGCGACGGCGUGUCCGAUCUCGCCGCGGCCCGCGAGGCAGAUGUUCUCUUUGCGCGCCGCGGUCUACGGCUCGAGGAACACUGUCUCGAACAUCACAUCCCGUAUACGCCGUUUGAUAGCUUUGCUGAUGUCAAGAGGGAGGUUGAGGCGAUUAGUCUUGAGGAUCAGAAGAAGACGGGUGGUGUUGGGAAGCCGGUGCGGUAUAACCCGCGUGCAAAUAUGUGGAGGAGGAUCUCUAGUAAGGAGGCUGUUCCGACGCUUAUGGCUACGGCUACACCUUCGCGGGAUGAGAGGAUGGUGCUUUGGCCGGAUUAUUUCUCGGAGCCCAAACAGACUCAGACUGAGCCGACGAUUCAGGAGUGA
Penicillium digitatum Pd1 is the source of this 891-nucleotide messenger RNA. RefSeq lists its product as uncharacterized. The record is from RefSeq and is a predicted model, not a curated record. NCBI's taxonomy places the organism in Eukaryota, Fungi, Ascomycota, Eurotiomycetes, Eurotiales, Aspergillaceae.